Molecule: messenger RNA, 2876 nt
Organism: Planococcus citri (citrus mealybug)
Lineage: Eukaryota; Metazoa; Arthropoda; Insecta; Hemiptera; Pseudococcidae
Product: ATP-binding cassette sub-family G member 4
Exons: 12
Coding region: 299-2275 (658 amino acids)
Biological process (GO): transmembrane transport
Cellular component (GO): membrane
Molecular function (GO): ATP binding; ATP hydrolysis activity; ABC-type transporter activity
Source: RefSeq, a predicted model, not a curated record
UAAGAGAAAUUUUGCCACUGCUGAUAACGGACCACGUCUAUUGGUUGUUUCUUUUAACGUGCAGGAAUCUCCUAAUACAGGGCUCUUUAGCUUUGUGCUUUUGAUUCAGUGUUAUUGGUUGAUCUCGGUGGCGGAGUUGCUGAGUUGUUCUAACAGCGUCGUCGUCGUCUUGCGUCGUCGUCGGUCGGUCUCAUGUGUAAACCUGUUUGUCUACGCGGUCGUUCUUGUGGUUGUUUAAUUUAUACUGUAAUUCAUUGUUGAACGCGUUUUAAAGGUUAUCGUAAAUGAUAGUUCGUUGAUGGAAUUGAAUAUCAGCGCUUCAUCGAAGAGCAGCACUAUGGUGACCAAGACGUACGAAAUGACCACUGUGUCCACGGUGGCAUCCACCUCGUCCACGUCCACGUACACGGCCACGUCCGCCUUUAGCAAUAUCCCUUUGAGUGACGAUGAUCAAGAACAAGAAUACAUAUCGAAGCAUUUAUCCGGUUUCACCAACAAAACUCCGGUAGAAAUACGUUUCGAAGGAAUAACCUACGUAGUACCGCAAGGUUUUCGAGGAAAGAAGAAAGUACUGCACGAAAUAUGCGGCAAAUUCCCACCCAACAAGUUGAUAGCGAUAAUGGGGCCAUCUGGGGCUGGAAAAUCCACCUUAUUAGAUCUGAUAUCAGGAUACAGGACAGGAGGAAUCAAGGGUAAAGUGAUCGUAAACGGUAAACUUCGAGUAUUAGAAGAAUUUCGUAGAAUCUCGUGUUAUAUUCAGCAAGACGACAGAAUACAACCUUUACUCACUGUCAAAGAGAACAUGGAAAUCGCCGCGGAUCUCAUGUUGGGACCAACGGUGCUUAGGACGAAAAAAAACGACAUGAUCGACGAAAUAUUAACAAUUUUAGGUUUAAGAGAGACCCUAAACACGAGAGGUGCUCGUCUUUCAGGAGGCCAAAAAAAACGUCUUUCAAUCGCUUUAGAAUUAAUCAACAAUCCAUUAGUAAUGUUCCUAGAUGAGCCCACGACAGGGUUAGAUAGUUCCUCGUGUAAGCAAUGUAUUUCCCUACUGAGAAUGUUGGCUCAUCAAGGACGUACCAUCAUUUGUACCAUUCAUCAACCAAGUGCCAGUCUUUUUCAAAUGUUCGAUCAAGUGUACAUUCUGGCCCAAGGAAAAUGCCUCUAUCAAGGAUCUACCGAUAAUAUGAUGCGAUAUCUUAAAGUUCAAAAGUUACCAGUUCCUCAAUACCAUAAUCCUGCUGAUUUCAUAAUCGAAAUUGCCAGCGGAGAAUAUGGCGAAGAUAAAAUAGGAAUGUUAGUCAACGGAAUUGAUAAUGGAAAAAAUUUACAGUGGUUUAUGAAUUCCAGAAUAAUGUGCGACGUCGAGUUCAAAGAACCUGAAGAAGAUAAACAAGUUCAGAAAAGAAUAGCUAAACAACAAAAGCAAAUGACGCCAGCCUACUACCAACUUGGUGUCUUAUUGAGAAGAGGAUUCAUAAAAUUAGGACGGGAUCAAACCUUAACUCACAUGCGAAUCAUAGUCAAUCUCUCGGUCAGCAUAUUGUUAGGAUUAAUUUACGUGAAUUCCGGAAUAGACGCUACUAAAGUUAUCGACAACUAUAAUUUAAUAUUUUCACUCAUUAUGCAUCACGUUAUGUCUUCCAUGAUGUUAUGCAUCAUCAGUUUUCCAAUGGAAAUGAAUAUCAUUUUAAAGGAGCAUUUCAACAGAUGGUAUUCGUUGAAAAUGUACUAUUGCGCCAAUAUGAUAGUCGAUAUUCCAGUUACUGCUUUUAGUUGCGUUUUAUUCAGCGCGAUAGUGUUCUUCAUGACCAGUCAAUUAUUCACGUGGGAUCGAUUUGCAUUAUACAUGGUGACGAGUCUGUUUCUCGUAUUCAUCGCUCAAAGCUUCGGUUACGUGUUUGGAACCAUUUUCAACGUAGUGAAUGGAACUUUCGCCGGACCUAUUUUCUUAGUACCAAUGAUGAUGUUCAGCGGUUUCGGCGUAAAUCUGCGCGAUAUUCCCAAAUACUUAGAAUGGGGUACGCACGUAUCGUUUUUCAGAUACGCUCUAGAAGGGUACAUAGCAGCGGUGUACGGUCUCGGGAGAAAAUCCUUCGUCUGCUGGGAAGUGUUUUGUUAUUACAAAGACCCGAAAAACUUUCUCCAUACCAUAGCCAUGGAAAACGUAUCCGAACGAGUAUGGCUCAGUAUGUCCAUGCUGCUGGGAACGUUGAUAUUAAUCAAAUUAGCCGGAUAUUACGUUCUUUUAUGGAAAGUUAAAUCCAAAAGAUGAAUGAAAAUCGGUAAAAAUUUAUUUAUUACGAAUCUCUAUUUUUCUAAGCGUUUUUUUUUUAUUCGUGUUUGAAUUUCCCCUCAAUUUUUUUCUAUAUUUUUUAAACUCGUAUAUAGGUAGAUAUACGUACUUAUUUCUCAGAUCGUGAAUGAUUGUGAUGUUUGAAUAAAUGUAUUAUUUUACUCUUUUAUGUAGGGGGACGAGGGAGGGAGGGAGGAAGGGGGCUGUGAAAAAAAAACGAGGAUAAAAUAAUGCGUGUGCUUGCCUCGAGUUUGCUUAUUUUGAUGCCUUUUUUAUUUUCAUUAUUUUAUUUUAUUUUUUUCGUAGGCCUAAUUAUUGCCUAUAGCUAAUUUGUGUACGUGUGUGAAGAGUGAUAUGAUAUGUGUUGACAGUAUUUUUAUAACGAUUUUGUGAUGAUAUAUGCGAUAUUUUACAUACCUAUUUAUUUAUUUGCGAUAUUUAAUCAAAAGUACCUAUCUUGUUUAUCUUUGCAAUUACGUGUCAAAUUACCUAUGUUUAUGUAUUUAUAUCGUAAUUCGCCAUUGGUUUGCCAUGAAUAUACUUAAAUUGUCGUUGAAUAAAAUUUGUUACGAUAGAUUAA